AUGGUAUGUCAAGAGUAUUUCCCAUCCACCCCCAGAAACGCGCAGCUUGUCACCGACGCAGCACUCUCCGCAUUGCGCUGCGCAGCGCUCACCAUAGUCAUGGCAUGCCCACCAUCUAUGCCUCGCGUCCCUCCAAAGCGCACAGCUAACCUUCAUUCUAUCCAGGCUGAUACAGGUCUCCCCCCCAACUGGGAGGUCCGCCACUCCAACUCCAAGAACCUCCCCUACUACUUCAACUCGGUCGAAAAGGUAUCCCGCUGGGAACCCCCGCAAGGCACCGACACAGAUAAACUGAAGCACUACAUGGCCGCUCAUCACAGCGCCGGCUCUCGCCCCGGUGCUGUUCCUGGCGUCCCCGAGGGCAAGAUUCGCGCGGCGCACUUGUUGGUGAAGCACAAGGAUAGCAGACGGCCCAGCAGCUGGCGAGAAUCCGAAAUUACACGCACCAAAGACGAAGCCAUGGAGAUUAUCAAGGCUCACGAAGCAAAGAUCAAGGCUGGACCUGUCUCUCUGGCCGAUCUUGCACCUACAGAGUCGGAUUGCUCAUCUGCCCGUAAGCGAGGCGAUCUGGGCUACUUUGGCCGUGGGGAUAUGCAAAAGGAGUUUGAGGAUGCGGCCUUUGCGCUUAAGCCUGGUGAGAUGAGUGGUGUUGUCGAGACGGCUAGUGGCUUGCAUUUGAUUGAGAGGCUGGAGUAA
Pochonia chlamydosporia 170 is the source of this 696-nucleotide messenger RNA. Its product is annotated as peptidyl-prolyl cis/trans isomerase. NCBI's taxonomy places the organism in Eukaryota, Fungi, Ascomycota, Sordariomycetes, Hypocreales, Clavicipitaceae. Gene Ontology annotation, molecular function: protein binding; peptidyl-prolyl cis-trans isomerase activity. The record is from RefSeq and is a predicted model, not a curated record. The transcript has 3 exons. Gene Ontology annotation, cellular component: cytosol; nucleus. Bases 1 to 696 code for a protein of 231 amino acids.